AUGGGGGACGAUACAGAGGACGAGACAGAGAACGAGACAGGGAGCUAUCUGUCUCGCUUUAAAUCUUUCUUAAGUAACUGGAGCUUUUUCGGUCUAUGGGCUUCAGAGACGGAGAACAAGACAGAAAACAGGAGGGAGAGAACGAGCGGGAGAGUGAGCGAGAGAGUGAUUGAGGCAGAGAGCGAUACAGAAAUCGAGACAGAGAGCGAGACAGAGAGAUCUGAAUCUAUCUUUGGUAAAUUGGGGGUUCUCCUUCCUUGGACUUCCAAGAGCGACACAGAAAGCGACACAGAAAGCGACACAGAAAGCGACACAGAAAGCGACACAGAAAGCGACACAGAAAGCGACACAGAAAGCGACACAGAAAGCGACACAGAAAGCGACACAGAUAGCGACACAGAAAGCGACACAGAAAGCGACACAGAAAGCGACACAGAAGAGGCCAGAGUGAAAAGAGCCGAGUGGGAGAGUCUUCAAGAGCAGCUUAACCGAGCUCAAGAAGAACUGAAGCUUAGAGACGAACAGAUCUUGGCUCUGCAGCAGGAAGUAACUGAGGUCAAAGAUCAGUUAGAGGCAGUUGACACCAGUUCGAGGCGAUCCUUGGGUUUGGCAAACGAGCGAUCAGCAAAAUGGGAACAAGCCCACCGACAGCUGCUGUUUCAGUUAUCAAACCAACCUUCUCCGUCAUACGUAAUACAGAUGGAAAGCGAGACAGAGAGCGAGACAGAUGGCGAGAGUGAGAUAGAACUGAGGAUGAAAGCUGAACGGAUAUCGGCACUGCGGCAGGAAGUAACUGAGGUAAAAGAUCAGAUAGAGGCAGUUGAGACCAGUAAGAAGCGUUCAUUGCAAUCGGCGAGGAAGCGAUCGGAGCAGUGGAAGAAAGCCCAACGACAGAAGCAGCUCCAGUUACCAAAGAAAUCUGGUCAGAUACCACUGGAUCACCCACAUUUGGUUCCUUCCAAAUUCACAAUGACCAUUAUGAUUUUCAUUAUGAUGGUCAGCUUCUACUAUUUCUCUAGACACGUGGAGAAAUUGGCGCGAACGCUGUUCUUGUGGAAGAUUGAGGUUCACGAGCAGAAGGAGAAGGUGUACGAGAUGAGGCGCUGGAACGAGGCUCUCGUCACAAACAUGUUACCAGAACAUGUGGCACGGCACUUCCUCGGGUCCAAGAAGAGGGACGAGGAGCUGUACAGUCAGUCAUACGAUGAGAUCGGAGUCAUGUUCGCCUCAAUACCAAACUUCUCUGACUUUUACACGGAGGAAAGCAUCAACAACGGAGGCAUCGAGUGCCUGCGCUUCCUCAAUGAAAUCAUCUCUGACUUUGACAGUUUGCUGGAUGAGCCUCAGUUUCGUUGCAUCACCAAAAUCAAGACUAUCGGCAGCACGUACAUGGCAGCGUCUGGGGUCACACCAGACGUCUCCAAUGGAUACUCCUGUGUCAAGAAGGAGGAUUUGUCGGACCGCGAACGCUGGCAGCAUUUGGCUGACCUGGCAGACUUCGCUUUAGCCAUGAAAGUCACUCUCAUGAACAUCAACUACCAGUCCUUCAACAACUUCAUGCUUCGAAUAGGUCUAAAUAAAGGUGGCGUGCUGGCAGGAGUGAUUGGCGCCCGUAAACCUCACUUUGACAUCUGGGGAAACACUGUUAACGUGGCCAGUCGAAUGGAGUCAACAGGAGUCAUGGGAAACAUACAGGUGGUGGAAGACUGCUACAACAUCUUGAAAGAGUACGGCUUCCGCUUUGUGCGACGGGGACCGAUUUUUGUAAAAGGCAAAGGCGAACUGCUCACAUACUUCUUAAAGGGGCGGGACAAACAGGGCUCCUUCAUUAACGGCUCAUCUGUCACUUUGCCCCAUCAGGUGGUGGACAGCUAA
Messenger RNA from Knipowitschia caucasica, 1875 nucleotides. The record is from the annotation of a GenBank genome assembly. NCBI's taxonomy places the organism in Eukaryota, Metazoa, Chordata, Actinopteri, Gobiiformes, Gobiidae.